Messenger RNA from Knipowitschia caucasica, 390 nucleotides. Lineage: Eukaryota; Metazoa; Chordata; Actinopteri; Gobiiformes; Gobiidae. The record is from the annotation of a GenBank genome assembly.
AUGGGCCGACGAUCCGGCAACGACGUUCCACCCCCCCCCCCCCCCCCAGUGGACACGUGGGCCGCGUCUUGGAGCGCGGCCCACUCCCCUGCGCGAUCCAGGGGCCCACAACUUCGGCGCAGGUUGGAGCUCGCUGCCCGGACAGCUGCCCGAUCCUUUUCCCAUCGAGCUGAACUCGACUUGCCUGUCCCGCAGCGGCGUAACUGCUCUCCAACUCCCACCAAAAAGGAGCACCGUGGACCAUCGCGCCUCAAGCCACCUCCGGGCUUCCCGGGACCGAUCCCCGCUCCCUGCUCCCGUGUGUGGGAAAGACUGGAGUGUGUGUGCGCCCGCUCUUCGUGCGUGAGGAAGACGGAAGUGUUUGACCGCCUGACCCAAACACCGCGGUAA